AUGGACGUGGACGUGGACGUGGACAUGGAUGUGGACAUGGACGUAGACGUGGACAUGGAUGUGGACAUGGACGUGGACGUGGACGUAGACGUGGACAUGGACGUGGACGUGGACAUGGACGUGGACAUGGACAUGGACGUGGACGUGGACAUGGACAUGGACAUGGACGUGGACGUGGACGUAGACGUGGACAUGGACGUAGACGUGGACAUGGACGUGGACGUGGACAUGGACAUGGACGUGGACGUGGACGUGGACGUGAUCGUCAACGUGGACGUGGACAUGGACGUGGAGGACAUGGACGUGGACGUGGACGUGGACGUGGACGUCGACGUGGAGGUGGACGUGGUCGUGGACGUGGUGGACGUCGACGUGGACGUGGACGUGGACAUGGACGUGGAGGACAUGGACGUGGACGUGGAUGUGGACGUGGACUUGGACGUGGUCAUGGACGUGGACGUGGACGUGGACGUGGACGUGGUCGUCGACGUGGACGUGGACAUGGACGUGGACAUGGACGUGGACAUGGACGUGGACAUGGACGUGGACAUGGACGUGGACGUGGACGUGUACGUGGACAUCGACGUGGACAUGGACGUAGACAUGGACGUGGACGUGGACAUGGACGUGGACAUGGACGUGCGGGACAUGUGGAUGUUGGACGUGGACGUGGACAUGGACGUGGACGUGGACGUGGACGUGGACGUGAUCGUGGACGUGGUCGUGGACGUGGACGUGGACGUGGACGUGGACGUGGAGGUGGACGUGGACAUUGACGUGGACAUGGUCGUGGACGUGGUCAUGGACAUGGACGUGGACGUGGACGUGGACGUGGAGGUGGACGUGGACGUGGAC
Molecule: messenger RNA, 855 nt
Organism: Closterium sp. NIES-65
Lineage: Eukaryota; Viridiplantae; Streptophyta; Zygnematophyceae; Desmidiales; Closteriaceae
Source: the annotation of a GenBank genome assembly